AUGAAUGCAAUUGAUGAAUUGAGAAAGACCAAGUUUACAGAGAAAUUGGAGCAAUUUAUAUUAAAAAAGAGAAGAGCUUAGACGAAUCUAGAUGAGUAUCAAACAAGAAAACAAAAAUAAUAACCUUAUGUUCCUGAAGACAAUACAGAUUAGAUUUGCAGUUUGUGCAAAUGUUUUUAUGUUAAUUAUGUAACAACAACUUGCCAACAUAAUUGCUGUUAAAAAUGCUUAUUUGAUCAUCUACUCAAAUGUCGAAAAAAAUGCCCAGUUUGCAGUAGAGAGUUGAAGGGGGAUUUUGCUUUUCCUUGUCUUUCCAUCGAUUACUGGAUAGGGAUUGCUCAGAAGAAUAAUAAAGAUUAUGAAGUUAAAUUAUAAGAGAUAGAAUUGUGGAAGGAGAGAGGAAGGGUCAAAGAGUUUACUGUAGGAAUGAGAUUAGAUAUUCUGGACACGGUUUUUGUUUGGUGUCAAGGUGAAGUAAAAGAUAUAAGAUAUGGAAAAAAUGAUUAGCCUAAGUAGGUGUUCAUCCAUUAUCUGGGUUGGGAUAAAGUUUAUGAUGAGAUAAUAGAUGUUGAUAGUUUCAGACUGGCUCCCCUAGGAACUAAUACUUAACAAAAGAAUGUUAUAUAAUACAAACAAUCAAAUGUAGAGACAAUAUAGAGAAGUUUAAAUAUUAAUUAGAAUGCUAAUUCAAAUGCGAGAGAGACCAAUCAUCGAUCACUGAUAAUGGCACUAGCUAGUUAAUUUUUAUCAUUGAGAAAUGAUCUUUUUAAUAAUUAAAAUUGA
This is a messenger RNA of Paramecium tetraurelia, 783 nucleotides long. RefSeq lists its product as uncharacterized. The transcript has 4 exons. The record is from RefSeq and is a predicted model, not a curated record. NCBI's taxonomy places the organism in Eukaryota, Ciliophora, Oligohymenophorea, Peniculida, Parameciidae.